Messenger RNA from Misgurnus anguillicaudatus (oriental weatherfish), 526 nucleotides. Lineage: Eukaryota; Metazoa; Chordata; Actinopteri; Cypriniformes; Cobitidae. The record is from RefSeq and is a predicted model, not a curated record.
UCUGAUUGGUUAGUUGCAUGUUGAUAAUGUGUUUAUAAAGGACACAUCUCACUGCUGUUUGAAUAUCAUACCUGCUUCAGAGGACUCACUGAGGUGAUUUACUGCAAAGCCAUCCAAGGUUAUCAAGAAUCAUGAAAUCUUUCUUUAUUGUUGCCUGUGUCAUCGGACUCUGCUGUGUUGCGCUGGCAGAUGAUGAGCAACACAGAGAGAAGCGAAGCAAUUCAAUAGAGAAUUUCUACAGACCAUACCAACAUCCGCGUCCCCUUCCAUAUCCAUAUCCGUCUCCUUUCGCACCAGCACCAGCACCAGCACCUGCACCUGCACCUGCACCUGCACCAGCACCACCCCAAAACAAUCCCCUCCUCAACAUCUUGCAAUUACUGCUAGCACAACUGGCAGCCGGCACAGCCCCAGCACCUGCACCUGCUCCGGCCCCUGCUCCUGCUCCAGCUCCAACUCCCCCUUGAGGGAGAUGAGUCACUAGUUAAAGUGGAGGAUGUGUCUAUGAAUCCAUAUUAUAAUGUGU